Molecule: messenger RNA, 3483 nt
Organism: Syngnathoides biaculeatus (alligator pipefish)
Lineage: Eukaryota; Metazoa; Chordata; Actinopteri; Syngnathiformes; Syngnathidae
Product: leucine-rich repeat neuronal protein 3
Exons: 1
Coding region: 172-2301 (709 amino acids)
Molecular function (GO): protein binding
Source: RefSeq, a predicted model, not a curated record
CGACGAAAACAAAGCGAGACUCUCGGGAACUGGGAGCCCCUGCUGCAGUGGAAUGUUGAGGUGGCAGGGCUGGUGAGUCACUCACCUCAGCAGAUGCAACAAAUUAUUCAUCGCUCGUGAACAGCCGAGAAUACAUAAUUUACGAGGACCAAUUUCCGACCGGGGACCAAUAUGAAGGACGUGUCGUUCGUGGAUCGUCUCUUUGUCGGCUUGGCCGUGGCCUCUUUUGUUGUGGCCGCGGACAAGAGGCCGGACUGCCCCCAACUCUGCGUAUGCGAGAACAGACCCUGGUUCUCUCCGAGUUCCGUAUACAUGGAGGCACAGACUGUUGACUGUAAUGAUUUGGGACUAUUUAACCUGCCAGAGAACCUGCCCGUGGGCACAGAAGUGCUGUUGCUGCAAACUAAUAACGUCGGGAAAAUAGACAAACCCUUGGAUUACCUGCCCAACAUCACAGAGAUUGAUCUAUCGCAAAAUAACAUCUCAUUUAUGAGCGAGGUCCAUCUCGGGAUUCUGCCUCAGCUUCUGUCCCUGCAUAUGGAGGAGAACCGGAUACAAGAGCUGCCCGACCGAUGCCUGGCGGAGGUGGCGAAUCUUCAAGAGCUCUAUCUGAAUCACAACCUCAUCUCCUCCAUUUCCAAAAUGGCUUUCCAGGGUCUCGGCAAGCUUCUCCGGCUCCACCUGAAUUCGAACGAGCUGAAAGUCAUUCACGGAGAGUGGUUCGAACCCAUGCCGAACCUGGAGAUUCUGAUGAUUGGCGAGAAUCCCGUGCUUUCCGUCGCCGAAAUGAAUUUCAAACCUCUCGGCAGCCUCCGCAGUCUCGUUCUCACCAGAAUGAACCUGUCCCGGCUCCCCGACAAAGCUCUGGCCGGCCUCGAUAACCUAGAAAGCAUCUCCUUCUACGAUAAUACGUUCCCCGAGGUGCCGCAUUCUGCCCUGAGAAAUGCGAAAAACCUGAAGUUUCUGGAUCUGAAUAAAAACCCCAUCGCGAGAAUACAGCGAGGGGAUUUCGCCGACAUGCUCCAUUUAAAAGAGCUGGGGAUUAAUAGCAUGCCAGAGCUUGUUUCCAUCGACAGCUUUGCCCUCAAUAAUCUGCCCGAGCUGACUAAAAUAGAAGCCACCAACAACCCGAAACUCUCCUACAUCCACCCCAACGCUUUCUACAAACUGCCGCGACUGGAAACGCUAAUGCUAAACGGCAACGCGCUGAGCGCCCUCCACAGGAUUACGGUCGAGUCGCUCCCGAAUCUCAGGGAGGUCAGCAUGCACAGCAACCCCAUCCGCUGUGACUGCGUGGUCCGCUGGAUGAACAUGAACAAGACCAACAUCCGCUUCAUGGAGCCCGACUCGCUGUACUGCGUCGAGCCCCCCGAGUACGAGGGCCAGCACGUCCGACAGGUGCACUUCAGGGAGAUGAUGGAGAUUUGCCUGCCGCUCAUAUCUUCCGAAAGCAUGCCCGGGCAUAUUAAAGUGGGCAGCGGGAGCUCGGUGUCGCUCCACUGCCGGGCCUUCGCCGAACCGGAACCGGAGAUCUACUGGAUCACCCCGUCCGGGAAUAAAGUCAUGCCUAACACGGUGUCCGAUAAGUUCUACAUGCACCCGGAGGGGACGUUUGACAUCUACGACAUCACGGAAAAGGAAGCCGGCCCUUACACGUGCGUCGCCCACAACCUGGUUGGCGCCGAUCUGAAAUCGGUUUCAGUCGAGGUGAACGGGUAUCUCCCCCGGCCUGCAAACGCUUCGCUCGACGUCGAGGUCAAGUCAGUGGAGGCAAACGCGGUCCUGGUUCGGUGGAAGGCGAACCCGGGCACUCUGGCUCCCAGGAUCAAAUGGUACAACCCUUCAAACGCUCACCAUCCCGCCGCUUCGUUUUCCGCCAGGGUGCCCUCUGACGUCCAGAUCUACAACCUUACCCGUCUCAGCCCCGCCACCCAGUACAUAAUAUGUGUGGACGUCCGCAGCAUCCACUACAAGCGUGACACCAAAUGUGUCAAUGUCACCACCAAGGGAUUAGUGCUCGCUGCCAAGGACACGGAAAAAUGGGACACGGCGCUAAUCACAUCCUUUGGUGUGCUCCUGGCUGGGAUUUCAGUGGGCUGUCUGCUUAUUUACGUGUCUCUGAGGAUCCACCAACUUAAUGGGGAUUUAAGGAAAUGCGACUCCAAAGCUUUGCUGUCACCGGCGGAAGCCGCCGGCGGGCGCCCGCCGUCCUGCGCCGAGGUGUGGUUUUCAGGUAGGGCGCUGCCGAGCGGCGUGAAAGUGAAAGCCACCGUCAUAAACUUGUCUGACGAUGCAUUUUAAGGACGGAUCGGACGCGACUUCACAGGCGGGCGCGGACGAACGUGUCGCACUGUUCCAAAAGGCAAACCCAACCCUGAGCCGCAGCUCAGACACUCUGGCAAGACUAUUACCGGACUGGGAUGGAACUGUGUCAUUUCCAAAUAGUCGCUCUCCCAAGUUUAAACCCCCGGCCGAUGGGGCGGCUUUGUAGCCGUGACAUCAAGCGAAGCAAAACAUCGAUCGGGGUGAGGCGUUUUUUCCCCGCCAGAAGACACAUUUUAACGACGGUUCAUACGGAAACAUGGGGAGGGGGUGGAGAAAGUUCAGAUCAGACGAGGAGCGAGGACGGAGAGGAAAGAGGGUCCGCUCUCUCGUAACUGACUGUUCAAUUUGUCCUGAAUUGUGGAAAAUGUCUGUGUGGUCCCGAGCAAUACCGUCUGUGCUUUGUCGAAAAAAAAAAAAUUUCAAUAAAAAUCCAUAGACGAGUUAGCGAUACAGUAAUAACACCUGUCUAUACCGAGGGAGGAGAAUUUAGUAGACUAGACAAAUAACAGUGAACUACGGUGUAAAGCCUUUUGAUGAAACCCACCCCUCCCCCCCCUCUUUUCUAUUUAAAAAAAAAACGAAUUCUUGAUUUUUCAUGGAAAUAUUGUUAUAUAUUCUCUUAUGUUACCGUCGGUUUAAAUAAUUGGCUUGAAAUUAAGGCAAGCGGCGGUGAUGGCAACGUCACAUUAAGCUUAACGGAAUUCCGCUACAAAAUGGCCGUCAGAGGAAGACGUGUAGUUCUCUUUUCAACUACGGGGGGGAAAUAUGAGGGCACGUCGGACUACUACAAGUGCAAAGCUGAAGGGGCUGCUGUGCUACCCCCCCCCCUCCCCGAAAAACUCAUUGGUAUGCCCUGGUAAGUGCCUAAAAAAAAAGAACUACAUGAAGUCGGAUGAAGAAGAAUCAAAAAGACUAUCAGUUGCAGCAAAAAAAAAAAAAAAACAAAAAAGAUGAAAAAAAAAUGACAAAUAUGACUAUGUACACAUCGCAGAAUCACAAGCUACUCUCCAGUAUGACGUGAAGACUACCCUGUCAGUAUUUUUAGCAAACCUAUUUUAAAGAUAUUUUGUUGUUGCUUUGGGUGUAAAAGUUAAAAGCCAUUUUUAUAUUAUAACUGUUCUAUAUGUGAUCGACGGGCACAGCAGACUAAUUAAGCGA